Messenger RNA from Phytophthora infestans T30-4, 531 nucleotides. RefSeq lists its product as uncharacterized. The transcript has 3 exons. Lineage: Eukaryota; Oomycota; Peronosporomycetes; Peronosporales; Peronosporaceae. The coding region runs from base 1 to 426 and encodes 141 amino acids. The record is from RefSeq and is a predicted model, not a curated record.
AUGGCGAGAGGUGUGCGCAUUGGCUCGAAGCUUGACGUGCUGAAGAACCUGCGCUCGCUGCUGCGCGUGACGCGCGCGCGCGGAUCGCAGGAAUCCAUCCGCGAGUGCAAAUUUUCGCAACAGAUCCUCGCACAGUACCGAUCGCGGCAACACGAGAAUGACCGCGCCAAAAUGCGCGCAUUUCGUGCCGAGGCCAGUGACUACUUGAUGUUGCUGCAGGGCGUCGAGGAGCAGCGUUAUUUGUGGGCUCUCGAUGCUGGCGUGGAGAAGAAACUCACAGGACAAGAGAUCGUCAAUGCCUCGGCGCGUCGUGUAGGUCUUGAGGUGCCUGAAAUGUACGCCGAGAAGCAAGCCGUUAGGGAGCGGAAGAAGACGGCCAAAAACCUCGCUGACAAACGGGCAAAGGAAGCUGCUGCGGGUCAGUAAACGGUGUCCUAAAGGUUAUUACGUACCGAGAUGCAGUCUACAGUCCGAAUAGAACAUAAGGAGUGCUGUAAGCUGAGAGAUAUCAACGUAUCUGAGCUCGUUAAA